Hermetia illucens (black soldier fly) is the source of this 12692-nucleotide messenger RNA. RefSeq names its product serine/arginine repetitive matrix protein 2. Lineage: Eukaryota; Metazoa; Arthropoda; Insecta; Diptera; Stratiomyidae. The transcript has 16 exons. Bases 584 to 11965 code for a protein of 3793 amino acids. The record is from RefSeq and is a predicted model, not a curated record. Gene Ontology annotation, molecular function: protein binding.
GCUCGGGUCUUAGAGUCAGUCAGAAUUUGGUGCUCGAUCAACGCGUCCACUAAAAUCCAGUUAAUGUAUCUUACCCCUGUCAAGUGAAGACGGUAGACCUAUUGUAUUUCGUGGUUCCUAUUCAGACGUGAUAUGUGUAAACUAUAAGAAAGUAUACUAGACGUUAGUAACCACUUUGCAAGGAAAGCAGACGUAAAUUUGCAUUACCCACGGCGACUGAAAUUGAAAUAUCCGAGUCCCUUGAUCGCCGUGCACACAUGAAGCAGUGUUUGAAACCUGUCUAGGUCCGAGGUUUCCUUGCUCAAUAAAGAUUUUCCCUUGCUGUGAUCUGAGUCGUAGGAGAACGACUGAAGAAUUUUCGCGUUGAUGAUGUUUAUUUUGUGAGCCAUCGCAUGUUAUACCGGUUCCGUGCAAAAUAUCCAAGUUAAGUGAAGAUCAAGUGUUAUAGUAAUUCUUUUGAGCACUGUACGUACUCCAUAUUUGUGAGAUACAUUUUUACCUGGGAUAAGGCGCGCCAGUGGAUAAGAAAGGAAAGUGGCAGCAGGCCGAAGACUUUGGUCUUAAAAGAGAGAUACGGACGCAUAUGUAUAAAUUGCGUGAAGAAAGAUUGCGUAAUUUUUAUUCAAUUGGAGAUAUGGAUUCACCUGGACUCGCCCCGACAAAAACUCCUCUGACUCCAAGCCAUGGAGAAUCGCUUGCUGAUCAAAGUUUCCAGAGUUUUAAAACGAAGGAAAUACGCGAUUCCGAAAGUCCUUCACGGGAGUUCCAGAUUUCUCGAGGGGGAAUCGUAACUCCCGAUACUUCCGGUUGGAACAUUGUUACGUCGUCGGAAGUCAGUCCAGAUGGUAGAGCUCGUAAAACGGAAAGCAUUGCAACUACCGAAGGCACGCAACUGCUACCAGGAGGACAUGCUGAAUUCGCCGGUAAGAACGAACACAUGAUGAAAACCUCACACCAGGGUGACGAUCGCAACUACAUGAAAACAGCGGACGAACGUUCUGCAACUCAAUUUCAUGAAACGUCUGUCACAGGAGAUGAUAAGUCCGGUCGAAUUGAAAAAAAGAGCAGCACUACAUCCUCUUCGUCACGGGUAACAACUUCAAAAUUUUCUUCAACAAGUGAUGACUUCCCCGAGCAAAUCAUUGACCACCGCAACGUUGCUAUUGAACCGGAGGCCUUCCGGGAUGCUAGACGAUCGAGCACCAUUCGCGAGCAACAACAAGCCCAACAUCAAGUGCGAACUCAACAACAACGCCAAGAACAUCAUCAACGAGUUCACAACGAACGAUAUUUAACUGACAACUCAACUAACACUCAAGCCACGACUAACCAAAGCGAAAUUACCAAACUCGAAAAUCAAAAUAUUCAAAAAGAAGUUGAUUUGUUGGCUCAGCAACCAGGAAUAUUAAUUUCUCGUUCUGUUGAUUAUCCUGAUCCAAACACUAAGGUCAUAACAGAGACUAAACAACUUCCAGAUGGAACAACAGUUACUACCCGUAAAUAUGAGACCAAAUCCGCCUCUUCAAAGACAUUUCGAAGCUCUUCGAAUCAACAACAUAGCACAACAUCGAGGACCACAGUCGAAGAUCGUGCCCAACGGAAUCAUGUGGAAUAUAUCAAAGAUGAUGAUGUGGAGAAUAUUAAACGGGUACAACAACAACAGCUUCCACAACAAAAUCAAAGACCUUUUCGCAAUGACGAAGUAGAUGACACAGUACAGAGAAAAACUCGAUCAGAAAAAAUUACUACUGAGCAUACAACGAAUCGCCGGAGCAGCGUUCAGAGUGUCGAUACCACCGAUAGGUCGGUUCGAAGAGAAAAUUUAACUGAUCAGGUUGAAAACACUCUUAUGGAUAAAACAUCACAUCGUACAGUGAAAAAAGAUUUAAGUCAACAAUACAAAAACCAGGAUUUCAUCGACACUGAACGCGAGUAUAAACCUGUAGCUGACCACCCUGGUCAUGUACCCUCGCAUAUCCGGACUGAACACAUAUCUACAACUUACAAAACUGACACUGAUCGUACAAUUGAAGAUUCAAAGACUUCUGCACCUGCAGCCGGCAAACCUUCGUACAACGUGCAGAAACCAUCCGGCCAGCAGCCUUCUUCUCCCACGAAAGAAAAACGCAUGGCCCCAUCUUCUAAUGAACCGCGGGAAGGUUAUCCCGGAGAACGUUAUAUACCAGUCGAUACAUCGGAGUAUCCAAGUGACAAGCCAUCAGGACUUCAUCGCCCUCAACCUUCCACUGGUCGCCCACAUAUUGAAACACCUAGUUCUACACCAGCUGCUGGUAAGCCGUCUUACAACAUACAACCGGCAGGAAAGCCUUCCUACACGAAAACUGUUCAGAAAUCCCAAAACAUUCAACAGACCAAGCAAACUCAACAAUCUCGAGAUGUUCGUGAAAUUCGUGUUGAACACACUAGUACUGACCACGAGAUGGAUUAUCCAGCAGGAAAACCGAGUUAUUCUCCUCAGUUUCCAAAGGAGCUACCCAACACUUCAACUGAUCAUACUCCAAGGCCACAUGGUCGGGAAAUAACUACCAGAACUACCGUCACUCGAUCUUAUGGGCCAAAUGACAGCCAACCUGAUGCUCCGGAUAAUCAUCGUACUUUUCCGUCUCAGGAACCUACUGAAGGUCGCCAAAUUCCGAAUGAUUUCCAUAACAAAGUUAACCAGCGUGAAACAACAACUACCACGACAACGACCCGAUCUUACCACGAUUCCAGUCAUCCUCAGCAGCCCCAGCCACACAUUCAAUCUCCUUCAAAACCCAGUGAACGCGAAAUCCACAUUACUCGUACUUAUGAACCCAGUGACUCUAAACCAGAUUACACCAUUAGUGAACCGAAUUACGAACCACAAUAUCCCCAGUCACCAAUUGGUCACUCUCCGAAGUCGCAUGAACGACAAACUGUAACUACUACAACUACUAAAACUCGAGUUGAUGAACACGAGACCCACCCACGUGAAGUGCCUCGAUAUUCGCCACAACGUCAACAAAGGUAUCAUGACACACCGCAGGUAGGCGAACGCCAAAUACCAAUAAAUCGUUCAUACCAACCCGAAGAUGACAAGCCCGAAUACCCUGCAGGAAAGCCUAGCUACACUCCACAAAUGCACCCAGAUUCUUAUCAAUCUCCCCAGCAGAAGCAAGUUCCCAACAAAUCUAGUGAACGUGAUAUUCCGACCGACUAUGAUCAUCCGGCAGGAAAACCAUCCUACUCGGCCCCUCGGCGUGAAAGUUAUGAACCCAAACAUCCUUAUAACAGAGAAUCUCCACAGAAUCAAAGGCGGUCAGAAAACAUUGGGGAUUCCUAUCCGGAAGAGAAUUACCCCGAGUUGCAAAUGCCAAAUCGAAGCACUCCUAGGGAUCAAAGCAGACCACAAUAUGUGCGCAGACCUAGCGAAGAAAGCUACGUAAGUGUAUCCACAGUGCGUACGAAUAAUACUAACACUUCGAAAAAGAUUAGUGUGGAAGUUGAUGCAGCUCAUGAUGCAUUCGCCCGCUCUUUGCGCUGUGCCUCACCGUCUGACCGUGGCAGCGUGAAAUCCUUAAGAACAAGCACUACUUCCAUUCGUAGCUUUACAAGUCCGGAAAAACGGUCACCGCGAGAUAGGCGCACUCAAAGAAGUCCAUCGCGUGAUAGUAUUACCUAUUCCGAGUCCAGCAAAAUUAGCACUAGUACUGUAACGAAAGGAAAAAGUACUCCAAAGGAAAGCAAUCGUUCUCCGAAAAAACCGACCGAUACACCUCUUUCGAAGAGACCGACUAAAGAACAGCAUUUGAUUCCCAAGGACAAACAUGUAGGACCAAAAGAUACGAAUCGGUCUAAUGAACCAGUCAGCCCAAAUAAGCGGCCUUCGGAAGCGAUUUCACCCAAAAAUCAACCGGUGGGAACUCGACCAAAUGACCGUCCGAGCAUUCACCCAUCGAACGAGACAGUAGAUAUCACUACUACACGAAAGGAUACCACUCAUCUCGCGACAACAACAAAGGAAGUAAAUGAAUAUCCAGGUGAGAAAGAUGUUCCGACCACACCAACAUUCCCAGUAAAGCCAAAACCGACUCAGCCUUCCCCAAAAAAAGAAAUUCGGUCACCAAGCCGUCUAAUUGAAUCCCCUACCACAAUCAAAACAACUGCAACCAAAAAUGCUCCCAAAUCACAACAUCCUCCCGAAAAGGUUCCCAUUUCGACAAUCGGUACAACUCAAAAACCUUCAAGACCCAACACAAUUACAACUGGUAACAGAACUGUUGUUACAAAAUCCUCCAAGGAGCCAAAAACUCCCCAACAAUUCGGAAAGAAACUCCACCCCGAUUCGAAAAAAGGCUCAAGAUCGCCAUAUUCGUCACCAGAACGUUCUUCGAGACCAUCUAAUAGGGAAUCACCAACUGAUGCGAAUAAGUCUCCACGGAAACCAAGUUCCGCCAACCGUACACCAGCAGCUGAAAUACCUUCGGACCACGCACAUAACAUUACAAAGCUCACGAAAACCGUAAGGGAAGAGAAUAUUAUAACACGCGAUGAAAAGCUACCGUCUAGAGGCACACGAAAACCUAGUGGAAAGCAUCCAAGAGGAUCGGAUGAUGAAGGAUUUGAACCGGAAUCACCGCGAUCUAGUUCACCAACUAGUUCGGUAAGUGAUCUUGUCUAUCAUAAAAGUCCUGAGGAGCAGCUAGAAGAUGUAGCCAUGAAAACAACCAUAGCAACCACAAAACGGACUACAACAACAGAUGAAUUUAUCAACAAAGAGCGCGAAGACGUCGAAACUAACAGGAAGAAAAAGGUUACAAGAGUUGACGACGAAAAGUUUAAAUCUCCAGAAAGACAAUAUCCUAAAGAAGGCGGCAAUUAUCCGGUGGAAGUGGAAAGGUAUGAUGCGGACUAUCCCAGACAAACUUCUCCGAGGAGGGAACUUCCAGAGAAAUAUCCGGAAACAUCAAGCAGAGAUGAAAUCUAUCAAAGACCUGGUUCACAAUCUCCAAACGAUCAUCAUCCUUAUGGACGUAACACAGACAAUCCUCGGGAUCAAUCUCCUGAAGGAAACUUUAAGCAUCCCACGGAUAAAGAGGAUACUCGAGAGCCUUUCUAUCUCAUUCAGCCCCGCCCUGUAGACAAUGAUGGGCCGAAAAAACCUGACGAUAUAAAGAAACCAAACUCUCGUUCCCAGGGUACUAGAAGUGAAACGUACGAGGAAAGAUGCAGGAAGAUUUUAGGGAUGGAUCGCACUGAAACUAUAGACACCACUGAAGAAACGAUAAUUCGCCGAAAGCCAGAGCCCAACGGAAUUGAUUUAAUAGCACAUGAGCGGACAGUGGAAGAACGAAAUCGUGAUGCAAGAAAGACGAAACCAUCUUCUAGGGGAUCGAGUCCUGGAAAAAUGCAGCCAAAGCAAAGAGAACCAACAAGACAGGAUAUUCCGCAUGAUACUGAUGAAUACUUUGUUGAAGAAGAAAAAACGGUUAGAACCAUAAACACAAAAUCCAUGCCGCAUGGAGGCCGACCCGAGUAUGCAACUCCUAACAGAUCUUCACCUGAUAAACAAACAAGAAUUGUAACAACAACAAGUCCAACUAGAAAGCAACCAGAAAUCAGUCCAAAAGAUAAUAAAGUGGAACGAUCUCCAGAUAGAAAUUUGAGGCGAAUGCAUCCUACUGGGUCACCUGAAACGAGUCCUUCUCGAAUACCUGUGAAUCGGAAGACUUCUCCCACACACUCACCAACUCGAAAACAAUUUACUCCGACCAGUCCAAAUAAAACAACCCGCGAGAAAAGUCCGGUGUUUUCUCCUUAUAAGCAACAACCAGAAUACAGUCCCAGUAGAGACGUUGAUCCUUAUGAACAAAAACCCUCAUCAGGCAAAAAGCCGUCACGUGGAUAUUCACCUGAUCACGUGUCAAAGGAAAGGGAGCCCUCCCCAUCCGGUGCUUACACAACAAGGAAAGAGACAGUUGUUACUACUACAAAAACCAUUACGAAAUCACCUCAAAGAGUAAGUCCAGAUAGGUCACCUGUCAGAAAAUCACCAGGACAAGGUUUUGAGAGGAAAAGCCCCAAAAGCGUAUCGCCUGAGAGAAGUCCUAUUCGAGAACCUAGUAGUUACCCGGAUCGUUCUUCUCACGUGCCCCGAACGCCAAGUCCGACCUCGAAAGUUGCUCCCAACAGACAUGUGAGUCCCUCCAACCGAACAAAUGAAAUGAAACCAAGUCGUCAAAGUCCCUUCCGGAGCCCCACCCGCAGUCCAUCACCAUCAACAAAAUAUACCGAAACAGUGACGAUUGUGACACAACGUGGUCCGAAAGGUACGCCCUCAUCCCCAAGAACAAAGCAAAAAGUGAAUGAGCCAAACGUUCGUCCAAACCAUAUUACCACUGCGAAAAUUCACAUAUCUCCACCUGCUGAACGAAAACCUAGUAGCAUUGAUAUUGAAAAGUCACGGAAAAUUCCGCAUGCGAAAACAGUCCAAACCCCGAAGACUACGCGUGAAGAAAUCACUACGACUAGAAUUUCUAAAUCUAUCGUGCCACGAGCGACAUCUUCACAAAAUGCACCAAAAUUAAAGAAAAUCACGAAUAAACCUAGGUCAACUGAAGUUAUCAAGGGUCAAGAAAAAGUUCCGAAACACAGACGCCCUGAGGAAGACACCGAAGAGGAAGAAGAUUCAGAAGUUGUAAGUGAUGCUGAGGACAUUACUCAUAUAAUCGAAACCAAAACAGAAGUGAGACACACGCCGAGUAAGCAGCCCGGUAAGCGGCAUCCUAUUACGGAGCGUAAGGAUUCGGCUCCAGUUUAUAAAACUACAACUGUCGAUAAGGAUAAAAUGACAAGGUCGACUAGCGAAAGUGUAAUCAAGACAACCGCCCAACGAAAUAAACCGGAAAUCAAUCAUCCAACAGAAAAGGAUUCUCCGAGAAAGAAGUCGUUGGAUAAGAAACGUCCAGUUAAGUGUAUGUCCACGAAAACAAUUAAUUUGACGACAACAGAUAAGAUAAUUAAUAGUGAAGAAAUGGAGGAUGUCAUCAUAGAUAUUCAACAAGCGAAGAGUUCUCGAGAGCCGUCCCCAGAUAGAAUGGUGCCCAUGCCUGUUCGCCAUGACUUAGACACCGGUAUUCCAAGGUAUCCGGAUCAGGUUCAGGAACCUGAAGAUGAAACACGUCGUCGACCAAAAGUAAAGGACAUUCCAAUUUUCGAGGAGGACACGGAUGAGUACAUUCGAUGUCAUAUAAGUGAAGUAGACGAGCAAGUGGAUCAAGUUGAGAAGAGAAAGUCCGUCCGCCAUACAAAAAAAGAGGAAGACGACGAGACGACAGUGACGACGACGCAAGUAACGACGCAGAGAGCUCUUUCUCCCAAUAAAGAUCAUACAAGGAAGCCUGAAACUACAGAACCAGAUGAUGACUAUCGCUUAAGUGUCCACGACAAGGUUGCUAAAUUUAUCACCACCGCGGAGGAAGUGAGGAAACCAAAACCAUCCACACCCUUUCAACGCGCUAGUCAUCCUGAUGACCUUGAACCAGAUGACUGUUUGUUGAGCGUUAAUGAUAAAGUGAGCAAAUUUUUGACUACCGCGGAGACUAUCACCAAGCCGAUGAAGUCAACUAGCAUUCCACAGCGUUCUCAGCGACCCAAUAUGGAUGAAAUCGAUGAUAAGCUAAGGGAUGACGAAUGCGUUCUCAGUGUGUCAGAAAAGGUAAACAAGUUCACUACUUCAGUUGACAAAUUAGUAGAAGAAACGUCUCAAAGAACUCCAAAACUUGUUGCCAAAGUCGAAAGGCAAGUUUCACGGAAGGAUGAAAGAGUGGGAGACACUGAUGAAGUGCCUAAGCAACCAAUGGAGCCAGUAGAAGCGAGGCGUGUUUCAAGAACUAGUGUUAGAGACCGAUACCAGCCGGGGCAGCCCAACGCAGGAGAGAAACCAAAACCAUCUUCAAUUAGGAAUACGGAAGUAAUCAAAAAAGUUAAGUCUGUGUUCGAGACUAAUGAGGUUUCAAACCCAAAGCAAAAAGACAUAUUAAGCCGACCAUCCGUGUGGGAAGAUAAACGAAAUACACCAGAAGUUAAACUUCAAGAUAUCGGCGUUCAUAGACCAUUUGACGAGGAAACUGAGGAAAUCAUACAACGAGAACGUUCUCGUUCUCGAAGCCCUGGAGAUUACGAGGAAGAACCUUCAAGAAAUAAAUCCCCGAGAAUUCAGCGAACAUCUAAUACUAUGACGGAUUCCGUAUCAUCAAAAAAAAAUUUGUUUGAAAGUCAAAUAACGAAGAAAUCUAGCACCGUGAAAACCAAGCAGAUUUCGACGAGAGAACCAAACGAUUUGAACAAACAGGAAACAAAAGUGCAAAAGGAAAUAACCAAAAAACAUCGUCCUCAAGAGGUUUCACCUUCUAGAUCAUAUAAAAGCCCCCUUACCGACAAAGGAACUCGGAAAGUCGAUGAAGGAUACGUGGAAGAUGUAACAACUGAAACAACAACUAUCGUACAUCGUAAAGAAAGACGGUCACCCUCAAGGCCUUGCGAAUAUUAUUCCCCCGAACGUGAUAGUCGUUCUCCCGUUCGAUACAUGGACUCAUCCCCAACACGAACACCUUCUGGAACAUCAAAGGAUCAGUUGCCGUCGACUCAGAGAAAGGUAGGAGGAAUUUCUCCGUCGAGGAAAUCACAAAGUUCUCCGUCACGUUCGCCGUCUAAACGACCAGAUGAUAUCCCAGUGAAGAAUCGGCCUCGUCAUCUUGAUGAGAAGUCAUCACCCAUUUCAUCUAAAUCUGCACCUCGUACGGAACAAACUAGAUCAAAAAUAAUGACGAAACCGAGUGAACCUUCGCCUACUAGGGUACCUACUUCGAGUAAGUCGGUUCCUCAAGCGGCGGAUCAUCACACUCCGAGUCACCGCCCUUCCUAUAUGGAGCCGACUAUCAGUUCUCUUGAACAUCGCCGCGAUUCUUUAGAAAUUGUCAGACACUCAUCGGGUCCGGAUUUAUCAAAUGCGUCCUCUCGUCAAGAUCUAGAUUUAUUGCCUCCUAGUGGUGGCGUUCCUUCAUAUAUGGAGCACACUAUAAGUUCUAUCGAGCAUCGACGCGAUUCCUUGGAAAUUAGUAAGACUCAUUCGAGAAGAACAUCUCACGACUCUCUGCAUAAUGUUGAUAGUCAACCAAAGUCGGCCAAGUUUGGAGUAGAGCUGAAACGAACAGAUUUAAGGGAUUCUACAAGCCGACGUAAAAGUAGUAGUAGUGAGGUACCCCACAUAGAGGAAAUAUUUGACCUGGAACUUUUGGAAAAAAUGUACGAAACAGUUGUGGGCUACGAACAGCGAAGGAGGAUUCGUGCCCAGAUUCGUGUUGUUAAGAAAAUGAUUGAGGAAGGGACGCUAAAACAAAGUACUACUUCAACCAUAACCACAAAAACCAUUACACGAAAAACAUCGGAAACAUCUCCGGUAAGGAAGUCUGUAACGCAAACCACACGUCGCACUGAAAUCAGCCCAGAUAGACACGAUACAAAAACCCAUCCCCGACGCGCAGAUGACACUAAGUCAACUUCAAGUCGCUUUAUUGAAAGUGAAUCCAGACAUAUCACGCACCACGAAAAAAAAUCGACGGUUCGUGAGCGAAGUAUCAGUCCCCAGGGAAAAGUUCGAGGCGUAGCAACAACUACAGUAGAAGUGCGGAAAACGGGUAACAGAACAACUGCUAAGAGACCAGAACCAAAGCCGUUGGAAAAGCCAGUUUGGGCUACCAAAAAUAUCUUGAAAAAGCCUAGCGACAAUGAUAGAGCAGCAGUGAAACAAUCAACGACGACAACUAAGGUCCAAAGGCAAAUAGUCACUAGGGAUGACGCUGAUUGCAUAACUUCUAGUUAUGGAAUUGGGCCAACCGACGAUGAUGGUAAACCUCUGUUUGGAAUUCGCGCUCUGAAAAAGAAACCCCAGAAGCCAGGUGAAACUACAAAAGUUACCGGAAGCAUUGUAACAGAAAGUUACUAUUCUGAAAAUGGAGCGCCACCUGUCGGCGAGCGUAAAGUUACUGUUUACUCGAACAGUCCGGAAGACAUUAACGACUACGAAUAUUUCGUCGACCAGAAAGACAGAAGUGAUGCUGUGGCUCGUGAACGAACAUCUAAGGGCGGAAUAACAAGUGUAACUCGGGUUCAAAAAAUUGGCAAACCAGACGACGCCGAGUUCGCAGAUUUAGCAGCCAUUACGGACGGAAAGACGACAACAACGACUAAACAAACGAAAGUGGUUCGCAAAGGAUCAGUGAAGGAGAUGAGUGAAAAAUUCACCAGAAAGGGAUCAUCUACAUCCAUUACUGAUAAGAGCGGGUCUAGUCAAUUCCCUAAAGCAGGCCUAAUUCUUCGUACCCAGAAUUAUAGUAGUACCGAAAAUGAGGAUCCUGCUGACGAAUGUAAUGUUGAAAUUCGUACAACGCGGAAACAAACACGAACUCAGAUGGUAACAGAAAGCGAUAGCGACGCUGAGCAACGACGUGUCAGUAGAACCAGCAAAACUUUUUUGAACAGCAAUGGCGAGAAAGUUACUGGAGUGGAUGACGUUUUAGACCGCAUGCGUAAUGCUGAUAAUGUUAUUGAAGAUGGCGAUUCAGCUGAAGACCGGGAAGCACGUUCACUUCUUAACAAAUUUCUCGGUGCAAGCGUACUAAUGAGCGGUGUAGAAUCAAUGGUGCCAAAAGAGGUCAUUACACGACAAGUGGUCGACUCCCCCGGCAAACACGAGGUAAAAACAACCCGUAUCACGAAAACAGUCACAUCUGGAAGCUCUUCAUCACCAGUUGCACGAAAAACUUGUGAUAUUGAGGAGAUUUGGGACGAAGAAUAUUUAAAGCAGUUGCUUGAACAGUCAACAAACUACGAGGAACGUCGCAGAAUCCGUGCUCGCAUCCGUCAAAUCAUGGCUGAAAAAGAAGCAUGCACAGACAUCGCGGCAAGUGUAAAAGCUGAGCUAAAAUCAGAGCAACAAGGUAAAACUGUGAUAAAGAGCGAGAAAGAAGUGAUUAAGGCUGGAGUAAACGACGAAAGCGAGACUGAAAGCGAAUACGAAGAAAUUGAGAUUGUCGAGGAAGUAACAGACGAUAGUAGUGCCGAAGUCGAAGAGGAAGACGAAGAAGAAGGUGAAGAAGAAGGAGGAGAGGAAGAAGAGGACAAAAUAGAGGAGGAAGGACAUGAAGUAAGCAAUGAAAGUAGCGAAGAGGAAGUGGAAGAAGAAAGCAAACCUGCACCUAUUAAAUCAGAUUCUAAAAUAACAGAAGUUCAUAUUGUUGCUAAACGGGAAGAGAAAACCACGAACGUUGCCCCCAACAACUCCACCUCCGAAAGUAGUAAAUUGAAACAAGAACAAGAACUAGAAGCUAAGGAACAAAGAACUUGCACCACUGAAACUACAAAGACGGAGCAAAAAGACGGUGCUGAAGUUACAACGACAACCAGAGUAACUACAAGGACGAUUGCUUCCGCCCCCAAGCCAGUGUCGCCGUUCGCAAAGUUCAGACAACUUGAUAAACAAAAUUCUCAAAACUCCCCGCUUACUCCUUCAUCACCCAUGACACCAGGGGGUACAAAUAGAGGGGCCCCAUUAUUUCAAUUUACCGAUCCGGCAUUAUGUGCACGCGCAGCCACUGUCAAGGAACAGCUUCUGCAGUGGUGUCAAAUGAAAACGAAGGAAUACGAGAACGUUCAAAUAACCAACUUUAGUACGUGCUGGUCAGAUGGAUUAGCGUUUUGUGCCCUCAUACAUCAUUUUUUGCCAGAUGCCUUUGAUUACAGUAAAUUGACACCUAAGGAGCGAAGAUAUAAUUUUGAACUAGCUUUUCGAGUGGCUGACGAGAAGGCCGGGAUUGCACCCUUACUUGAUGUCGAAGAUAUGGUUACAAUGCGAAAGCCUGACUGGAAAUGUGUCUUCACUUAUGUACAAACCAUCUUCCGACGAUUUCGUAACUGUGCUUAAAACUCAACCACUCUUUCUUGUAACUACGUAGAGGAAAGAAAAGAAUCCAUGAACAGAGGCAUUUCUUUAUACAUUUCUCAUUAUUUAUUUAUAUUAUUAUCCUAUAAAAGUUGAUUCAAAUGUAUUCAAGGACAAAUCAGUUCUUUUACGCACCGUCUGACUUGUAGCUUAUCAUUAUUUCGAAUAUCAGCACAUUAUAUGGCAAUAAAUAUUAUUCUAAAGUGAUAAUUUAACCAUUAGAUACGUAUGAAAUGAUCCCAUAUAUGAAUAUUAAUGAGUGGAAGGACUUUUUGAAGCAGUUUGUAGAUUUUAGAAAGACAGAGAACUUGUUGGCGCUUAUGGGAAGCUUGAAAAUUUAAUUCAUCGAUUCGAACUAUAUUCACAGAGUAAUAUUGAUUAGAAAUCUAUGAAAAUAAGAAAGUAUUUUUUACUAUUUGUUAUUUUAUACUUCAAUGAAUAACUCAUGUUAAUUGUAACUAAUAUUUAUUAACACAUCGCACUUGAAAAUGUCAACUCUAUUGUAAAAAGCUGAUUAUUACUCAGAUUAGAUAGUUGGCCUUCGAUCCUGAAUCUGUAAAAAUAUCUUUAAAUCGGAACAACACAAAUAUUUGGAAAUAUAUACAUAUGAAUUGGAAAAAUGCUGAAAUUAUAAAUUUUGUAUCUGACUACUGUCGGAUAUUGUUAUAACAUAAUAAACUCACAAUAAAAUGCUUGUUUUGCUUUACAA